Ctenopharyngodon idella (grass carp) is the source of this 2614-nucleotide messenger RNA. Its product is annotated as glutamate receptor ionotropic, NMDA 3B-like. Gene Ontology annotation, molecular function: glutamate-gated receptor activity. The record is from RefSeq and is a predicted model, not a curated record. Lineage: Eukaryota; Metazoa; Chordata; Actinopteri; Cypriniformes; Xenocyprididae. The transcript is spliced from 3 exons. Gene Ontology annotation, cellular component: membrane. The coding region runs from base 923 to 2614 and encodes 563 amino acids.
UUGCACCUACUAGGACAUAAGAAUUUUAAAAGUGUUGGGAGUCUUUACCCAAUGUUUUGAUCAUUCAUUAUUUUUACACACCCUCUUUUUGUUCCAGGUCAUUUACAUGCAUUUUUGUUUUGAGAAAUCUUAACACAGAUAUUCUAUGCCAUACUUCAACAGUAAACAGUGACCAAAUAUUGACCACAAGCUCCAAAAAGGACAAAACACCAUAAAAUUACAAGUUAUGGGCUAUUUUCAAAUUCUUCUAAAUCCAUACGAGUUUUGUGUGACAAACAAACCAAUUAAAUUAACAUCACAUCUUUGGUUCUUGCAUGAGAAGCCAUUAAUUUGAAAAUACUGACAUUUCAGAGCUGCAGUGGAGGGGAAGACUUUCAGUAUAAUGAUGAUUCUAUUUUUCAAUUUUGGGUGAACUAUUCCUUUAAGGCAUGGCAUAGAAUUUUUAAGUGUGUGUGUGUGUGCUUGCUGUAUCCAAUUACCGUAUAUAUACAUUUUUCAUGAAAAAGGACUUUAGUUAAGUAAGUUGAAAUCGUGUUUAUGAUCAGUUUCAUAUUAGGAAAAGUCAUGUAGCUGCCUCUCUAAAAUAGCACGAGGACUUAAGUGUAAAAACAUGACUUUGGGCAAAAAGAGUUUUUAAUAAUACAGUCGUUCUCUCUCUCGCGCUGUUCUCCUAAUGAUACCAUUACGCCUCUCCAGCGCUUCUUUGGGUGUGAACGCAAUGACAUCUCCGCCUUUCGCGAAACCCCCUCCUCUCCUGAGCAGAGUAUCACAUUCACACAGUAACUCCAUAGAUCACUCCUCAUACACCAUCCUGCACAAAAAAACAAAAACAAUAAAGGACUUUAAAGAAAAGACCAGACAACAAGGCGAGCAAUGCUAUCUUCUGACAAUGCCUCAUCACCACCUUUGAGAGUGAAGCAGGAUGAAUUUCAUCUUCUACACAUUCUUGGCAUACUUUUAUUUGGGAUCGCAAAUAUUCCUUCUCCAUACCCUGCUCGUCCAGCCUGCUCAUUCUCACCCACAGCCCUGCCACAUCCUAGCGCGGAUAGGACACACUGUGCGCCUGGGUGCCCUCCUGCCUCCCCGUCAGUCGGUCCGGGUGCGGGCGGCUCUCCACCGCGCCCUCAACGGUCUCGCCGAAAGCGGCAACAACUUUCUUCCGUACAACUUGAGCCUGGACGUGGUGGCUCGGGAAGCCCCGAGCGGAGACCCCGAGUCGCUCUUCAGGUGUGUGUGUCAGGAUAUAGUGGUCCAGGGGGUCUCGGCUGUGCUCGCCUUCCCUCAGACUCAGGAGGAAAUAGUACAAAUGGAAUUUAUGUCCUCUUUUUUGGAAAUUCCUUUUAUAAGCAUCAUUGAGCACGGAGAACCCCUCAAAACUCAGAAUCGCUUCCACUUGCAGAUGACAACUCGUAUUCCUCCAUCAAAACUGGUGGAGCUGCUUCUAGAUGUUCUGCAGCGCAGUGGCUGGGAAGAUAGUAUGGCAGUGCUUUGCCAAGGCUGGGAGGACGCUGGUCUUCUGGAUCUCCUGGAACUCCAAAGCCGCUCUGGCUGGGGACCCUUACACUGGCACCUUCGAUCUGCUCUGAACCUCUCCCACAGCAUACCUCACAUGGCUAACAUUUCUGACUUCCUCUCUGAGCACUUUAAUCAGGACCAUCCUCCACCUGCCUCUGUCCUGCUUUUUGGGGCUGACCCAGAGUGUGCCUCUUCUGUUCUGCGCAGUGCGCAUGACCUGGGGUUGACAUUGCCCACUGUACAUUGGAUUAUGGGACAUCCUCUAAGUCCAGACGCCCUUCAUUCUAUUGGCCUGCCUUUAGGACUCCUGGCCUAUGGAGAGGUUGACCGCAAACCACUGGACUUCUACAUUCAUGAUGCCCUGCAGUUAGUCAACCGAGCUGUUACUGCAGCAACGGUCGUACGACCCGAUCUAGCCCUCAUCCAAAAUAUGGUAAACUGUUUUGACAAACCCAACAAACACGAGCUGCCCUCAUCAGGACAGUACAUUGCCAGGUUCCUCUUUAAUACAUCCUUUGUAGGGAUGACUGGCCCUGUCAGCGUUCAACGCAACCUUUCCCGUGUACACACCUCCCAGAGGGUCCACAUUUGGAGUCUGAGGCGUGAUGCUGUCGGUCAGCCCACGUGGGUGACGGUAGGCAGCUGGGAAGGUGGUAGGUUGGAUGUAGAGGAGCAGGGAUUAUGGCAGGGCUCGUCCCCUCGGCAGCGCACGGAGGGCCAGAUGGGCAGGGAAGGUCGUAGAUGGCGAGCUGGCUUUCCUGUGAUGGGGAGUCGUGUGCGUGUGGUCACUCUGGUGGAGCACCCGUUCGUGUUCACUCGAGAGGUAGAUGAGGAUGGGAACUGUCCCGCUGGGCAAUACUGUCUGGAUGCAGGCACAAACAGUUCGGAAAACCUGGACCACUUGUAUUCCGAGCGGGCUCAAGGCAACAGCAGCUUCUUGCCACCGGAUUACAGCAAGUGUUGCUAUGGAUACUGUAUCGAUCUACUGGAGAAGCUGGCAGAAGACAUGAACUUCAAGUUUGACCUGUACAUAGUUGGGGACGGAAAUAUGGGGCACUCAAGGGUGGGCAGUGGACGGGGUUGGUGGGCGACCUGCUGA